AUGUCCAAGACAGACAACGAUGUCGGUACUGGACUAGUCGGCGCACCCGCAUGUGGCGACGUCAUGAAGCUCCAGAUCCGUGUCGACCCCAACAGCAACACCAUCAGCGAUGUCAAGUUCAAGACCUUCGGAUGCGGUAGCGCGAUUGCGAGUUCGAGUUACCUGACCGAAUUGGUCCGGGGCAUGACACUGGAGGAUGCGUCGAGGAUCAAGAACACAGAGAUUGCAAAGGAGCUUUGCCUACCACCUGUAAAGCUGCAUUGCUCUAUGCUUGCUGAAGACGCCAUCAAAUCCGCCAUCUCCAACUACUACACCAAGAACCCCAACGCACGGCAAACAGACCUUGGCGGCAAGUCGGCGCCGCUGCCAAAGGUGGAGAUUGAGACUGUUUCCUCAGCGACGGCUUAG
This is a messenger RNA of Alternaria incomplexa, 408 nucleotides long. It is a transcript of the gene ISU1, whose product is annotated as iron-binding protein. The transcript has 2 exons. The record is from RefSeq and is a predicted model, not a curated record. Gene Ontology annotation, biological process: iron-sulfur cluster assembly; intracellular iron ion homeostasis. Gene Ontology annotation, cellular component: cytoplasm; mitochondrial matrix. Gene Ontology annotation, molecular function: ferrous iron binding; 2 iron, 2 sulfur cluster binding. Bases 1 to 408 code for a protein of 135 amino acids. NCBI's taxonomy places the organism in Eukaryota, Fungi, Ascomycota, Dothideomycetes, Pleosporales, Pleosporaceae.